This is a messenger RNA of Lindgomyces ingoldianus, 1584 nucleotides long. RefSeq lists its product as uncharacterized. The record is from RefSeq and is a predicted model, not a curated record. The transcript is spliced from 2 exons. NCBI's taxonomy places the organism in Eukaryota, Fungi, Ascomycota, Dothideomycetes, Pleosporales, Lindgomycetaceae. The coding region runs from base 294 to 1469 and encodes 391 amino acids.
UAAUGUGCACUUCCACCUUUUAGGCGACUCCGCGACACAUUCCGCAUUCCUCCCGACCUGAACAAGGCCCUGUGUGGAGUGUUUCGACAACAUCCUGGUUUGUGCUUCACCCAUUUCAUAAAUCCUUUGCCAUGAAUUCAUCUCCCCUUUCGGAGGCCAAGGCACACGCUGGGGAGCAUUAGUGACGGAGUUGGUAGGUUGUUAUCCUCCAGCCUUCUUGUUGCUCUCUAUGACGGGGAAUCUUCUGAUCUCCUCUUUCUCUUUUUCGCACCUCCGGCCUAAUGUGAUAUGCCAUGGCAUGCAAUGCGUCGAUAUUGUCUAUCCUCGCAUCGCUUUGCGUACUCUCCUUCAUUCUCCAAAUUCCUUUCCUCACACUUGCUACAUGCUAUUAUCCAAACGGUGACACCGACGACGGGCAUAAAUCAUGUAAUUCUGGCGGCGUGAGCGUGUGCUGCUCAGAGGGGAACCAAUGCCUAAGUAAUGGGCUUUGCGUAGACACGCGGUAUGAGAAUUUCCAACGAGUAUUAAGAGGCGGAUGUACGGAUUCAGGAUGGGGAACGCCAUGUCCGAGUUUCUGCAAGGCUGAAUGGAAUCAUGGCGAUGAAGCAGUGUACUAUUGCGGCAGCGGCAAAUGGUGCUGCGAAAGCCACGACUGCUGCACCAAGAGCGGCGCGCAAAUGUUGGACCUAGGAACACCACAAGUGGUAGCAACGGCGGAUAAAGAUACGAAUAACAACAACGCACAGCCGACCAGCGCAGCGCUAGUAAACGUGCAGCAAUCUUCCGCGCCUCCCGCCAACACCCAACCACCACAGCAACAGACAUCACAGCAACAGCAGCAACAAGCUCCAGCAUCCUCACCACCCUCCGAGAAGAAAGACACUCCUAAAGCAUCCUCCACCCCGCCUCCUUCCAGCCCCUCAUCAAAAUCAAAUGACGCUGCAAGGACCUCACCGUCUACAUCAAGCCCAACGUCCCACGACCCUAAAGCCACCGCAUCGAAAGCCCCCGCUAACGAACCGGCAACAAUAGUCUUCAUCUCAGGCUACUCCAUAAUCUCCCCGGGCACCUCGUCCACCACAUCCUUCGCACCCCCCGAAUCCACCAUUCCACCCCCAAAACAUCCUAUAAAUCCCGCGGUAAUCGGCGCAGGCGUAGGCGUAGGAGGCGGCGUAGUCGUCUUUCUAAUCCUCUUCUUCACAUGCUUUUACCUCCAACGCCGCAAGCGUCAGAAGGAAGGGUUUUCAAGAGGCACUACAAGGCGGUCAAUUGCAACAGGGGACUCGGAAGCGCCGCUUGAUGUGGCUGGGAUACAUGGACGGUCGCGGAAUAGAUAUGGGAGGGGAAGUGGGGUAUUGAUUGAAUUGGAUGCGGAGAGGGUUAUUGAGUUGCCGUCGGAGACGGAGGCGAAAGAGUUGGAAGGGAAGGGGAAAGGGGAGAAAGAUUUAAGGUUUUUGAAAACUUGGUGAUGGGAGAUUGGAGGUUAGGUUUUGGAUUUUGGAUUUUGGAUUUCGUGCAUAAGGAAUAGCUAUCUAGAUUGGCUGGGUUUGCAUUUGGUUUGGAUUGGCGUUUGGGGGAUUUUGU